UUAUUUUAACAACUCUCAAUCACAGAAUUAUUCUGUGUCUCAAUCAUGAAUUCAUGAGCUAAGAUAAUGUUAAAUUAAUAAAUUAUGAUCAUUUGAUUUUUUUCCAAAACAUUUUAGUAAAACUUAUUGCAAUAUCCAGUGUACAACGUAUCACUGUCUUAUUAUUAUUAUUUAUAAUGAUAUCGAAUAAUAAGCUAAUACCUAUUUUAAGCCGUUUAUGGUGAUAAUGAUAAACUCCAAUCAAGACAUCUAUGCGUUAUAUUAAACUUWUUGUAUACAUUUUUCUCCGAUUAAAGGUUUUCAACUUUGACGGUAGAUAAUAAAAAUGAACGAUCCAAUUGAAAACGACAGUUCCAAAACGACUGAAGUAAAAAAAAUAGUAAAAAAUGCUACUGAUUUACAACGUUUGAAACUCGAAAGACUUAUGAAAAAUCCGGAUAAACCUGUUUAUAUACCCGAGCCACGAUCUGACAAAAAAUCUCCUCAUGUACCUGAAUUUGUAAGGAAUGUUAUGGGAUCAAGUGCUGGAGCUGGCAGUGGUGAGUUUCAUGUUUAUCGGCACUUAAGACGCAAAGAAUAUGCUAGACAAAAACACAUACAAGUUAAAGCAGAAAAGGAACUUUUGGAAGAAGCGUAUCGUCAAAAAAUAUUAGAAAACAAACAAAUGGCUGAAGGGCGUACAGCUAAGAAAAGAGCAAAGAGGUUAAAGAGAAAACAGGUUUUAAGAAAAAAAUCAAAGAUGAYCAGGAAAAAUGAUACUGCCAAUAGUGUAAGUGAAAAUGACUCUACGAGUGAUGAUGACAAUCAAAAUAUUACUGAGGCACAAAGUAACUCAGUAUUAUGAUGAAAAAAAUAUUUAUGUAAAAAUAUGUAAAUAGAAAAUAUGACUUUUUA
Messenger RNA from Diuraphis noxia (Russian wheat aphid), 894 nucleotides. Its product is annotated as PRKR-interacting protein 1 homolog. Gene Ontology annotation, biological process: negative regulation of protein kinase activity. Lineage: Eukaryota; Metazoa; Arthropoda; Insecta; Hemiptera; Aphididae. The record is from RefSeq and is a predicted model, not a curated record. Gene Ontology annotation, molecular function: protein kinase binding; protein kinase inhibitor activity; double-stranded RNA binding. Gene Ontology annotation, cellular component: nucleolus.